This is a messenger RNA of Phoenix dactylifera (date palm), 1128 nucleotides long. RefSeq names its product DNA replication complex GINS protein PSF3-like. Gene Ontology annotation, biological process: mitotic DNA replication initiation. Lineage: Eukaryota; Viridiplantae; Streptophyta; Magnoliopsida; Arecales; Arecaceae. Gene Ontology annotation, cellular component: GINS complex. The record is from RefSeq and is a predicted model, not a curated record.
AGGAGGAAGCCCUGUUUUUAGGGCUUCCUCUCCUCCUUGAGGCCACCGAGAAGAGCGGCCAGGGAGAAGGGGGAGAGAUUUUUCUUCACAUUGCCGGAGAGAGAGAGAGGAAGAGGGAGAGCCAAGUAGCACGUCGCCGCCGGAGAGGAAGGGAGGCGCCGGAUCUUCGUCGGGGCUAAGGUUCUGCGAGGGAUUUGCGGAAUUAAUUGGAUUUGUUGUGGAUCGCGUUCGCAAGUCUUAAGGUGUGAACCUGUUAUCUUUGCUGGUAGAAAAGGGCAAUUGCAGUCUUUGAUCUCAGCUGGAGAAAAUGCCAGGAUAUUAUGAUAUAGAUGACAUCAUCAUGGAGGAAGAGUCCAUUUCAGUUGUUUUUCAAGUUGGAGCACAUGGUGUUGGCCUGCUAGAUCCUGGUUCAGAAACAAACAGUGUUGAAAAAGGUGCUAAAGUGGACCUGCCCUUUUGGCUUGCUCAUGAGUUGUACUUGAGACAAGCAGUAUCGAUCAGUGUUCCUGCCUGUUUUAGCCAGAAAACCAGGAAAGAAAUCCAGGCUGAUGCAGCAUGCGUGCAUUUGAGGAUCCGUUGCCCCUACUUUUAUGAAUUGGGAUGCAAGAUUGUCCCCCUGGUUAGUGACAAAAGUAUCGGAUCCUUCCUUCAUUAUGCAUUCACCCAUAGAUACAAGGAGAUAUUGAGCAAGUCACAUAGUGCUUCUGUUGCUACCGUUCCCAAAUUCUUGACACGUCUUACAAAGGAAGAAUCCCAAUUGUUUGAAGCUGCUCGGUCUUCAAUGUUAGCAUUCAAGAAAUGGAGGCUAGGUGGAUCAAGAUUAGAGAAGGCAUCCAUUCUUAGUAGGAAAAGGAAGACAACCAUGCCAACUUGCCCAUCGACUCCAUGACUAAGUUUGUCAAGUUUGACAGUUCCCCUUGCAACACCAAAGUUGCAAGCGACUGUAUUGCAAACUAGCAAGUACUAAGCUAUUUCUUUGUAUGAAUAUUUUUUAAUACUCAUAUAGAUUUGCUAGAAUGCUUAUUAUAAACUCUGUUAUCAGCUGCAAUGAACUCCACCACAGCAAUGCACGAAUUUUGUGAGGACUCUCUUACAACAUUAUAAGAAUGAUGCAAAGUUGUUCAGUGA